Messenger RNA from Aspergillus wentii DTO 134E9, 570 nucleotides. RefSeq lists its product as uncharacterized. The coding region runs from base 1 to 570 and encodes 189 amino acids. The transcript is spliced from 2 exons. The record is from RefSeq and is a predicted model, not a curated record. NCBI's taxonomy places the organism in Eukaryota, Fungi, Ascomycota, Eurotiomycetes, Eurotiales, Aspergillaceae.
AUGCCGAACAUUCCAGUGAUGAGAAACCCGACCCCGAGGUACAGCGCCGAAACAACACAGAUGCUCUAUACCCUCCAUUCCCAUGCAUCAAAAUACGAAUCAUGCCUCGCCUGGACUAGCAUUCUCGAGGUAUUCUUCCCUACUUCGCCCGAUCCUGAGUUUCCUCAUGUCCCACCCAAAUACAAACUGCAGGUUGACCUCGAGUCCAGAUUGCCGUUGUUGACUGCAUCGGUCGUUUUCACUCAAAGUAUAUUUACAGACACCCACUUUCUCUAUUUCCACUUUCGAGAGAAACCGAGCAACCCGGACGAUAUGACUCUCGAUACAUUGGCGACCUGGGAGGAUGAAUUGAAGAGAGACCUGCUACACCUGCCAAGAACAUACAGCGAGAGCCUCUUUGGCGCCAUCGCCUAUGGUCGAGAUGUCCGUUUCUAUCAACUCAUGCCUGAUGCAAGGCUGGAGCCUACUUACUGGUACGCAGAUGGACUUGCACACCAGAACAUGGACAUUGUGUAUCAUCAUCGGCGUAUCACUAAUUGGUUGCGAAUAAUCAAGGUACGUUGGGUUUGA